Molecule: messenger RNA, 996 nt
Organism: Acytostelium subglobosum LB1
Lineage: Eukaryota; Evosea; Eumycetozoa; Acytosteliales; Acytosteliaceae
Exons: 1
Source: RefSeq, a predicted model, not a curated record
AUGAAUAUCAAUCCUAUAGUUCGUUGUGCUUUGUUACUUACAACAAGAAACAAAUAUUCAAACAAACUAAAUAAUAUCAAUAUCAAGAUCAAUGUCAUUAACAAUCAAACAUUAAGGCCAGAGUACUACUUUAUAAGUAGUCAUGGUAUUGGUCAAAGUCAAAACCAAAGUCGAAGAAAUAAUAUAAAUACUGACAUUAGUAAUAAUAGUAGUAAUAGUAUAUACAGAUCAAUUGGACCAACACGACUGAUGGGCUGUGUCCAUGGAAUACAUGACAACACAAUAAGUCGAUCACAUUUGUUGACAAAUGGAUAUAACUACAAUAUUGAACUUGGAUUGGUACAUAAUGAAAGACUGCUAGGUGGUGUUAGAUACUUAAGACUAUUCUCAAGAUCGAUAAUUGGAAAUGUAUUGCGAUCAACCGAAGCAUUGUUUUAUGGCAUUGCUUCCUAUGUGUUGGUGUUGAUGGAUGAUAGUGGACUGGCACCAUUCAUCAUUAUAAUGCUACUGAAUCUGGCCUACAAGAUGUACAACUAUCGCAAGUUCUUUGAUGUCACUGUGAACGCGAUCCAGACACAUCGCGACCGUAUCCAGUUGGUGACCAAGGCGCCAUUGCAACUGCCACGCAUCCAAGACUGCGAGUUUGACAAGGCCAAGAUCACCAAUGCCAGCGGGGCCACCGAGAAGUUCUUCACAUGUACAUUCACAAUCAACGACUACACGCCUGGCGGACCUGGCGCAGCCACCGUCCAGGUGCUGGGCUACAAGAGUCCAUUCAACUUGGUUGGCACCAACAGCACGCGCAAACCAUUCAAGAAGGACUUGGUCAUCACUAACAUCAAUGUCAUUUCAGCUGGUCGUGUUGUGCCCAUCUACGAAGUGCCACCAACACUCAUCAUGGACUCAACAGCAUCCAACAAGACUGGAACAACUGCGAACAAACUGGAUCCCAAGUUGAUCAAAGAGGCAGAGAUUGUCAGUGAGAAGAAGUAUCGA